AGCUGAUGAUGCAUUGAGAAAGAACGUGGAUCUCUGUUCAACUGGUUUUGCUGGUGCCUUCCUGCUGCCUGAAUAUCUGCGUGUGUGUGUGCCUCUCCCUCCUCAGUGUGUGUUCAGCUCUCUGUCCGCUUCUCCUCUUCCUCACAACUCACAGCAGACGGCAAGAUGUCGUGGUUAUCAGGCUUAGUCGGCGGCAUCAUCAAAGCUGUCGUGGAUAACAUCGACGCCGAUACUUUUCAGAGCUCAGACCCUCCUCCUCGCAGACCGGUUCAAUUCGCAGAGGCUCAUGAGAGCGAAGAGGAGAAACAGUUUCGGAGAGUUUUCAAGCAGCUGGCUGGAGAUGACAUGGAGGUCAGCCCCAAGGAGCUGAUGGACAUCCUCAACAGAAUCAUCUCCAAACAUGGAGGCCUGAAGACUGACGGCUUCAGCAUCGAGUCCUGCAGGAGCAUGGUCGCUGUCAUGGAUAGCGACAGCACAGGGAAACUGGGCUUCCACGAGUUCAAGUUCAUGUGGAACAACAUCAAGAAGUGGCAGGGCGUCUAUUUACAGUAUGACAGAGAUGGUUCAGGUACAAUCUGCUCCCGAGAACUGCCGGGUGCCUUCCAGGCUGCAGGUUUCCCUCUGAAUGAACAACUCUUAAAGCUGAUUGGCCGUCGCUAUAGCGAUGACCACGGCGACAUGGACUUUGACAAUUUCGUUGGCUGCCUGGUGCGACUGGACGCCAUGUGCAGAGCCUUCAAGACCCUGGAUAAGGACCAUAGUGGCCACAUCGACCUGGACAUCAAGGAGGUAAAACACACUGCAGUUCACUUACUUUGGAUGAACUCUCAGACAUUAAGAGACAACUUGAUCAUUGUGCAUUUGUCGCAGCACAGAGGGCGCUGGAAAUACUAAUUAAAUGAAGUUAAA
Epinephelus lanceolatus (giant grouper) is the source of this 909-nucleotide messenger RNA. NCBI's taxonomy places the organism in Eukaryota, Metazoa, Chordata, Actinopteri, Perciformes, Serranidae. The record is from RefSeq and is a predicted model, not a curated record.